This is a messenger RNA of Branchiostoma belcheri (Belcher's lancelet), 5472 nucleotides long. Its product is annotated as gamma-tubulin complex component 6-like. Gene Ontology annotation, molecular function: microtubule minus-end binding; gamma-tubulin binding. Gene Ontology annotation, biological process: cytoplasmic microtubule organization; meiotic cell cycle; microtubule nucleation. The transcript is spliced from 31 exons. The coding region runs from base 117 to 5312 and encodes 1731 amino acids. The record is from RefSeq and is a predicted model, not a curated record. NCBI's taxonomy places the organism in Eukaryota, Metazoa, Chordata, Leptocardii, Amphioxiformes, Branchiostomatidae. Gene Ontology annotation, cellular component: centrosome; gamma-tubulin complex; equatorial microtubule organizing center.
UUGGCGCUAAAUUUUCAAGAUGGCGGAGGGGAGACGAAAAAUUUUCCGUUUGGAGGAUAUUUUGGGUUUCUAGCGUUGAAAUUUCUUCCCAAAGCGCAUAUGGUAAGCUCUAAAUUAUGAUGUCUGAGGUUGGUAUCACCGAUCUGUUCAACCAGCUAUGCAAGAGUCACUACAAAGUGGACCCCAGACAGCCUAGAAUCGUGCGGCCGAAGCUGUCAAAACAGAAAAUCGCUUCUCGACUGAGGAACACCCUCUACAACACACUGUUCGAAGACACACUGGCCAGAAGAAAUGGGUUGGCUUCUGCUGAAGAAGGACGCACGGAGAAGCAGGGAAAGUUGUCCGAGAAGGAGAGACUGUUGGUGUUCGCCUACGAACUCAGGCUGGAGCGAAGAUUCGAUGAUGCAGCCAGACUGGAACACUUGGUGGACAAGUUGUAUUCAGAAACUGAUCCAGAUGCAGAUGUUAAGUCGGUGCUGCAUUUGUUUCUGGGAUUGGCCAGAUCAGGGAGUCAGCCAGACAUGCCUCCUAUUGGUUACCGUGACCUGCAGCUACCAAUGAAAAACCUGAAACAAAGUGAGGUGAAUGGUUGGAUUUGCCCCUGUGGUCCUGUGUUCUAUGGAGACAGCAAGUUUGUUGACGACAGUUUCCACGGCUACAUGCAGUAUGACAGGAGUCUAUUUGAACAUGGAUUACCAGCAUCUAUGAUAGCUAUGUACUCCACUGGUCAGCCACAGCCUGGUUUGUCUUGGAAGCUGUUUGAGGCACUCCCUGGGCAAGAUCUGUUAGGAAAUGGAUUAUUCCAGCUUAAGGGCAUGAAGAAUGACCAGUAUGAGAGACAGACCAACAGCACACUGUACGGUGCCCUGGUCCACAGUCACACCCGCAGCAUAGACAUCAAACUGGGCCUGCCUGAACUGCCUGAUGAGACUGACACUCAGGCUCUAGGACUCAAGAUCUAUCCAUACACAGAGGUGUCAGAAGAUGAGGGUUUCACGGAGCCGUCAGACACAGACUCCAGCCUGACCACCCCCAGUCCUGACAUGCUGAUAGAGGAGGAUAUCUGGGAGCAGGCUCUGACUUACAAACCCAGUCAACACAGGACAUGGGAAACUAUCGGAUGUGUACCAGGUCCCACAGAGAAGCCAUACCUGACAGAGGCAGGUCGGCAGGUGUUCGAUGCCCUGUACGUGAUGCUGCAGCGGCAGGUGCAGGUGUCAGGGCUGGACAGCUGCACGGUGCAGACACCUGCCAGCUGCAUGGUACAGGAGACAGACCUGGUCAGGGACACUCUGAAUGUGCUCAUCGGAGUACCCUCAAACACAUUCAUCUUAGACCAGAUGUCCCAGUCUUUUCGUGUGAGGGACGGUGUCCACAUGUCUGGGACCACUCCAGGGGCCAUGCGACAGACUCUGUCCAGAUUUGCAGAGAUCGGGACCAACUACCGUCGCCUAGCGACCUUCGCGGCCCCGCCCGUCAUGGACUCCUUCUACCAGGGCGGACUGAUCUUCCAGGCUUUUACUGGAGGUCUCAGGAAGUACCUGCAGUAUUAUAGGUACUAUGUGCUGUCAGGCUCAUCCAGUGUGUCCCUGCUCACACUAGAGAUGCGGUACAGGAAACUUGGGACACAGAUCAGGUACCUGGCAGAGUUGUGUAUGUGUUCAUCCUCCAGUCCAUUUAAACCUGCUGGUAAAAAUGGAGUGCCACAUGGCUUCCCUACGGGAGUGAAGUUGCUGACGUACUUGUACCGUGAGUCCCUGGAUGCCUGUAACACAGACAACUACCCAGCCCUGCUGUCUCUACUACAGCACUCCACCGGACCCUACAUCACUUUUGUCCAGGCCUGGGUGUUUGAUGGAAUAUGUCGAGACAUCUACGGAGAGUACACCAUAGAGGUCAAUGAUGAGUUCCUGUCCUUCCGAGAUAAGCACUACUGGACCCAGGGGUUCACGGUGGCCACAGCUACAGUAGAGGAGAGUGUUCCUCUGUUCCUGGCAGAUCUGGCUAAUGACAUCUUUGUGUGUGGGAAAUCACUCAACCUGCUCAGACUCUGCUGUCCUGGGCAUCACCUGUGCACAAGAGAUGUCCCAGUCCCUCGCCUGGCCCUCACCUUCUCCAUGGAGGACCUGUCUAACAUCGAGCAGAGGUGUGCGGAGUAUGUGGGGAAGAUGGAAGGGGUGGCCCGGCACAAGACGGUAUCCAGGGAAGAGAUGGAGAGAAGGGCAGUCCAGGCCAGACAGGACCUGGUGGUUCUCGCCAGGCAGACAGCAUCCAAGGAGAUCGACCGCAUUCAGAGUGAGAGACAGAAGGCCCUGGAAGCUGCUGAUGCCAAGAAGAGACAACAAUUCCAGGAACUUAAGGAGCAGAUGGAACAGGAUCUACAGCGCCGAGCGUCAGAGAAGGAGAAGGAGGCAGAGGAAGACGUGGCGUUUAUCGAGGGUCUGAAGAGACGGGAGAGUGAGGAGGCAGAGGCAGAGGCUGAGCUGGAGAGACAAGCCAGGGAACAGGUAGUGGAGUACUAUGCCAAGUUAGGUGAAGAAGCCGCCAAGAGAGAGCAGAGAGCUCUGUGGAAGAUCCGCCGGCACCGUCUGGACCAGGAACGUCUCAACUUCCUACUCAAGGAGGAGGAGAGACUCAAGAAAGGAGCGAGUUCCGCCGGAGAGGCGAGCCCUGGUGGAGAGAGAGGGAGAAGAACUGACAGUCCGAAUGUGGAUGGCCAAACAGGAUCGCUGGUUUCGUUUGCCGAGAGUCCAGAACCGGGACUAGAGACAGGGAAGCUGGUUUCGUUCCUAGCAGAGCCGUCAGCAGAACCAACGACCGUUUUACGUUCCGUCCCGGAUGGGAGGAACCUACUAGACUUGUCCAUUGAAGAAUUCCUGCCCAAGUCUGAACCCACGGCGGAAGAAACCCAGGAAGAUGUAAGUGCGGCUAAACUUGACGAAGUGUUGCUGGAAAUCGGUUCAGAAUUGCGUCGUGAAGAAAGAACACCACACCUGUUAGACACCUCUAUACCAGCUCAGACCAAGUCAGGCACUGCUGUACAACAACAUGGACGCCCCUCUCAGUCUUCUGUCUUCAGUGAAGAAGAUGUAACCUCACCCGCAAGUGGAGACGGGAUAAAGAAAAGCCAUCCCUCCGACUCUGUCUUCACUACUGACGGAGAGAUGGGGGAGGGGGAUGAAGGGAAAAAGGCGAGCGUACAGGUAGGGAAACAUGGGCAUCACUCUGACUCAGUCUUCACUCCUGGUGGAGAAAUGACGGCAGGAGAGACUCACAAGGCUCAGAUAAGGGUAGGGAAACAUGGCCACCACUCUGAGUCAGUUCUCACCACGUGGGGAGAAGUCAAGGAAGACACCCAGAAGAGGUUGGUCAGACGAGGGGAACAUGGACAUCAUUCUGACUCUGCCUUUAACUCCAGAGGUGAGAUCAGAGAGGAGGAAGAAAAGAAGAUUUUAAUAAGAGUGGGUCAGCAUGGGCAUGCCUCAGAUUCUGUUCUUGGAGACUUGAUUUCUGGAGAGGCAGAGCAAGACGGUACAAAACAGGCGGCUAGGAGUCAGUACGGACAUCCGUCCGAUUUGUCCGAAGGGCCGGAUUCGGCGAGACCGCGGAGAAGCAAACAUGGGCACGCGUCGGACGUGUCUCAGGAGCCGGACGCUGCGAAACCGAGAAAAAGCAAGCACGGGCACGCUUCGGACGUGUCUCAAGAGCCGACCGCCGCUAGACCGAGAAGAAGCAAGCACGGGCACGCUUCAGAAUCUACCGCACAGGACUAUCUCUACCCAAUAGGAGAGCUGGAACCAGACAGCAAACCUAAAUCACAGCCUCAGCUACCCACUCCUCCUGACAACGCUAAACAUGGAGUUCAAGAGAGUUCCAGAGGGAAGAUUCCGUAUGGACAUUCCUCCGACUCCACAGUAGAGGGAAUACUGUAUGAGGAGACCAUAGAUUCCACCUGGGUGGUGAAGAGGUCCAGGUUUAAGGAAAGAAACGUCCACGGUCACCACUCAGACUCCAGUGUACAGAGGCUGCUGUAUCCACAGGAGAAACAAGACAGUGAUGCACAAAAAGCACUGGUUGUAUCUAAGGAGGGAGGCACAGUUUCUGCAAAUAUAGCCAAGAAGGUGUGGGCAGAUCAGCAGGUGGAACCUCUGCCAGACAAGUUUGAUAUGCUGGAUAACCCUCCAUCUGUUGACCUGCUGGGAAACCUUGGUGUGAUACCCUACACCAUGUUUGGUGACUAUGGUUGUACUGACAGUGAUGAGGUGGACAGUGUGGACAUCGUGUCUCUCCCUGUACUCAUCAAACGUUCCAUCACCAGUCCCCUUACUGCACAGAUCACCCUAGUGAAUAAGGCUAUAGUAGAUUACUUCAUUGUGGAACUGAAGGCUCAGAGACAUUUCAAAGCCCUGCGGACAUACCUGCUCAUGGAGGAUGGGGAGUUCGGACAUGCUAUAUCUGACCAGCUUUUUGAUAAGCUUGCCCAAGGCCUGUCCCCACAAGAGUUGCUGUCCCCCCUGGUGUUAAACAGUGUGCUGACCCGAGCCAUCCAGACUUCCAUCAACAGAGACUCUGACUACACCGCUAACUUCAGCUUCGCUCUCAAGUGGCUGCCAGAACACUUCAAGCUCAACGCACAUGACACACUGGAUUGCCUUGAACUUCGAUACAAGGUGGACUGGCCCCUCAAUAUUGUCAUCACAGACACCACUAUCAACAAGUACAACAAGAUUUUCUCCUUCAUGCUCCAGUUAAAGAGGAUCACCUGGGUACUGAAGGACAUCUGGUUCCACCUGAAAAGAAGUGCUGUUACCGAGAGGGCAGGAAACUCUUCCCAGUUCAGACAGCUGCAGCUGUUCAGACAUGAGAUGCAGCACUUUGUGGGAGUGAUGCAGGGGUACGUGUCAAACCAGAUCAUCCACGUGAGCUGGCAGGAGUUCUGUAAGGAGCUGAGGGAGAACGUGCACAGUCUGGACGAGCUGCACCAGCGCCAUGCUGAGUACCUCAACAAGGCCAUCUUCAGGUCACUGCUGAGUAGGAAGGCAGGACCAGUCAUGAAGGUCAUCACCGACAUCUUAAAUGUCAUCCUGAAGUUCCGGAUCCAUCUGGUCUCCUAUUCCUGGCAGUACGACGAGACCCGGCGCCAGGCGGUACACCAGGCCUACCCCAACAUGGCCAGCUGCUUCCACGCUUUCCAGAAAUAUUCCGAGUUUCUCUACAGAGUGGUGAAAAAGUUGGUUGCCCGUGGUUACCAGCCCCACCUUGAAGACUUCCUCCUCAGACUCAGCUUCAACAACUACUACCAGGAUGUUUAAGUGUGGAAGAGUUAAGUUAUAAUAAAACACUAUAAAUAAAUAAUCCACUACAGGUGUAUCGUGGUACCAAUGGACCUACAUGUAUACCAUUAUUACGUCACAGUUUGUUUACCGCAAUGAAUGCCGGUCAAUCAACGUUUAUAUUGUACAGGGGUGCAUA